Molecule: messenger RNA, 462 nt
Organism: Perkinsus marinus ATCC 50983
Lineage: Eukaryota; Perkinsozoa; Perkinsida; Perkinsidae
Exons: 2
Coding region: 1-462 (153 amino acids)
Source: RefSeq, a predicted model, not a curated record
AUGGGUGGAUGUUUAUCGGGUGGUGGUGGUGGUGGUUUAUCUGAUACUACUAGAAUAGAUGAUGGGCGUAAGAUGUCGGGUAGUAUAUUAGCAAGUGAACAUCAUAUACAAAGUUUACAGCAUGAUCUGGAGGAAUUUAAAAAUAAGCUCACUGAUGCUGACAAUAGGAUCAAUGAAUUAGAAACAAUGAUACAGGAUAAGACUAAGGAAUUGGAUAUAAUAAGAGGAUAUGAUCUUAGGGAACGUUUAGAAUGGCAGAUUACAGCAACUAACGCUGUGAAUGAUAGACAUUAUUAUGAAGAACAAUUAUAUCGUAUACAAUGUGAUAUUGAUGAUAGGAAGAGAGAUAAUGAUGAUGAUGAGGAGGAAGAGGAAAUAAUAAAGCUUAAAGAUGAGUUAAUGAAGAAUAAUGCUAAGUGGAGGGAAAUGUUAAAAAGAGAGAGGGAAAUACGCAAUGCGUAG